CUCGUUCUUCUCCGAUAGAUCAAUAGACCAAAGAACCUCACUUUUACUUCUUCUUCAUCUUCUUCUUCAUCUUCUUCAUCAUCAUACUCGCUCGCAUCCACGCAACUCGGAUACCUACCCAGCUAUCAACCAUCCGAAUCAUCUUGUGACCAUCCGCUAUCCACCAUCUCCCGCAUCCCCCAUCGCCCACCUUCUACCUACUUACCACGAUGCUCCUCCCCGAAGGCGCCGACAUUCCCACCGACGUACCGCCGCAAUGGAACGCGCCACCUCACAUCGCUGCGCGCUUUUCCCGACGGCGUCGGCGCAACGGCACGCUAUCUCCGGCGGUGAGCAACCAAGCGCAGCUGAGCGCGUCCCACCUAGCCACGACGCGGCGGGCGACGCUGCUGGAAGCGCGGAAAUCCCUUCUGCGGGCGCGCGCGCAGCACGUCGAGAAGGUGCGGCGCUCCCGCGCCGACGACAGUCACGAGGCGGUGUCGGAGCGCCUGCUAGCCCUCCAGGCGAGUAUGCGCGCUGCUCAGGACUCGAGGAAUGCAAUACUUGCGAAGAUUGCGGGCGCGUGCGCGAGUGAGGUCGCGAAGGCCAAGAGGACGGCAAACGAAAUGAGGAGGAGGAGGGAGAAGGAGACAAGGGACCUUAAGGAGAGCUUUGAGGAGAGGAUGAAGGAGGCGCAGAGACGGAGGGAUGUGGCGUUGAGGGAGCGCGGGAGGAGGAGGAGGGAGCGGGGGAGUAGGGGCGAGGAUGCGGCUGAGAGGGAGAAGGCCAAGGUGCAGGCGGAGAGUACGAGCGAGGCUAAGAGGGUGCAGGCUGCGAGCAGGAUUCAGAGGGCGUGGAGGCUCGCGAGGGAUAGGAAGAUUGUGGUGGAUUUUGUGGCGCUUGGGUUAACGAUCGAGAGUGUGAGGGAUGCGGACUUUAUUACGGUUUCGACGAGGUUUCAGGACGAUGAGGUGCUCAGGGCUACGUCGAAGUUGCUGAUGAGAUGUGGUCUGCUCGAGGGCAUUGAGGGCGUCGAGGGCGCGCUGGAGAAGUGCUGCAGGACGUUUUUGAGCUCUUAUCUGAUCCUCGGUCAUCCCGGCGAGGUUCUGAGCAACGACGGAAUGAAGGAAAAGGAGCUGAUUGAGAGGUCGAAGGAUCUUUUGAUCGCUUUCGAGUCGUUCUUGUCGUCGCAAACCUUUCCACCGCCGGACGCACUUUACAAUGCCUGGAGCGAGUUCAGCACAGCAUUUGACACGUGGAAGUCCCGUGACUCGAAGAUCUUCAUCGAGACAAUGGUCGCACAGUACGCCGAGCUCGAUCUCAUCUGGCAGAAGGUCAAGGACGACACUACCGGCGGCGUCGCGGAGGACUUCAAGGAGGGUAUUCGCGAGAAUCAACUCAUGCUUCUCGUCCGCAUUCGCCGGUUGGCUGGGGACAGAACCAGAGACUUGAUCCGGACCGCCGUCAAAGACUCGAGAAAGAAUAGACUGCCCAAGAAAGAAAAACGCGAUACCAAGCCUAGAGAGGUGCCCUCGUCAGAUGCCACCACCGUUUCGACAGUAGCGCCUACACCGGCCGUCGUCAUGCCAACUGUAAAACCGGAACCUCCUGCGCCUGUUCAGCCAACCCCGCCUCAGGUCGGCUUUCACAAUGUUGCCAGCGGUGACGACGGGAUGCAAUCGAAUCGCCAGAUCAUUCAUGAGCUGGCCAUGGACAAAGACUUCCGGCUACAACCUCGGAAACGAAGCAAGAUCGAGGCAAUGGUCGAGGACACAGCCAAGACUGCCUUCUGGGGUGCUAUGCGCGAGGAUAUCACCGAAGGAAAACUCGAGAAGUGGAUCCCCUCGCUCGCUGAGACUGUGCGCGGAAAGUUGCUGCGUCUGCUGGACUCGAAGGGCUCGCUUCAUCGUGCCGUGGCAGAGUCCAUGGACAUCGAGCUCAUCCGUCAGCAAUGUCACAACGGUUCCUACGACCACGAGAAGUUGCUCUCUUACGUCCUCAACCUGCUCCCCAAGAUCUGCUCUCCGGCUCGAGACGAGGACGUUAAAGCUUUGGUCGAAGACACUGGCGACUACAUAUCUCGGCUCCAGAAGUUGCUGGACGUACUAGAAGCCAUGCAACUUGACCAUGCCAAUUUCCUCCUCAUGAUCUCAGCGCCUCAAGUUAUCCCGGAAGCAAUUCCGUACGAGCGCCGACUGUUCGCCGCUGACCUGGAAGCCGGGCGUGCAACCCUCGAUCAAACCCGGCAAUGGCUCCUUACAGCUAAAUCGCAACUACCAGCCGGCACUCCCGCAAACGACGUCCAUGUCCACGCAUUCCUCAACCUCCUCUUCGGCCUCGAGACUCUCGACGUCUCCUCCAUCCCCGAGACAUUUCACCUAGACCACCAACGCAUCCGCGACACGCGCGAAACCCUGCGCACCGUAAUCCUCGGCGGCGCCAUAGUCCUCACGGUCAAAACGCUCCUCCGGCGCGAUGUGCGCAGCUCGUGGAAAGAGAUCUCCAGCUUUGUCGGCAACCUCCUACGGAGCUCUACAUCGACCACCGAGAUCGCCGACGGCGUGCGGAACUUCGUCGACGAAACUGCCGCCGUCCCGGCGCCCACACUGGUCGCAGUGCGCAACGCCGUUGCCCGCAUCCUUGAGCGCGGAACCGCAGAUCCUGUCGCCCGCGUCGUCGCCAACCGCGUCAGGGGGUUCGUUAUGGAACGCCUCGUGGCGACAAAUAGUCAGGAUAAAGUACGCCUGGCGGCUACGGCGGGUGAGGUCCUUACCGGCUGGGGCGUCGGAGAGUGGAUUGGUGAGCUCGGUGGCGUCGUAGAGAGGGUCGCGACUUGGAGGAUCGUCGAUAUGGGCGUCAAUUGGGAGUGGUACAAUGAGAUUCUUGGUGUGGGAGUGGGCGUGGGCGCGUAGGUUCUUUGCUGCCUUGCUUGCUGGGGUGUUUUGUGUGUGCAUUAUUUUACUGCGGAUGGGGUAACACUGUUUUUUGACUGUUUUUUUGACUGUUUUUUGACAUGCACUUGAUUGAGUUACUUUCCUUGUUUGCUUGCUUGCUCUACCUAUUUGAUAGGAAUGUUGUGCUGUGCUGUUAGAUGAGAUACACUGCUGCGGGCUCCGGGCUCUGGGCUGCAGGCUGCGGCUGCGGACUGUAGGUUGCUGCGUUGUUGCGUUGUUGCGUUGUUGCGUUGUUGCGUUGUUGCGUUGUUGCGUUGUUGCGUUGUUGCGUUGUUG
This is a messenger RNA of Tricharina praecox, 3209 nucleotides long. RefSeq names its product T-complex protein 11-domain-containing protein. The transcript has 2 exons. The record is from RefSeq and is a predicted model, not a curated record. Bases 210 to 2891 code for a protein of 893 amino acids. NCBI's taxonomy places the organism in Eukaryota, Fungi, Ascomycota, Pezizomycetes, Pezizales, Pyronemataceae.